GACAUUUCACCCAAUCUGGUUUAUCUACUUCUGGAUAUUCAACAUAGUCGUUCCGCUGACACGUCAUCCUUAUCUCCUUCUUCUUCGUCAUCUCCCGCUUUUUGUAUAUUCGAUUCGUUAUUUCGUAUUGGCUUAGUGAAACAAUUAAUUUUAAAUGAACCCGAUAUGAUGAUGAUGAUCAAUGAUUUCAAUGGUCUAUCGAUUGAUUUCACUUAUAUUAUUGGUUCUGUGUACAAUGAAUCGGUAGCGUUACGGACGGAUGUACGUGACAUUAUCGAUUGGUUUAUUUCACCGCUGCGAUUACUCACGCAAUCAAACGGUUUAGCGGAGAAAAAAUGUUGUGGAUGUGACGCAGAUGCACAAGUUCCAUUGUCAAUUCCAAUCUUUUGUUUAUCAUUGAUUAGACCAUUACCAGUGGAGAAUGUUAUGAAACUUUUGGCUGAUACCACAAUCAUACUUGUAAAUACAUUACAAUCUCCUACUGAAUUCAAUGCAGAAACUCAAAUCACCACAGCAGAUAAAGAACGCAUAUUUCAAUUAUUGGCUGUAGUACAAGCUAUACAAAAACUUGCAUUCAAAAACAAUGAACAUUUUAUCAAACAAUUUUCUAUAUCCCCAUAUCAAUUAUCCUUUGAAAAAUUAUGUUCUAUAGCUGUGUAA
Molecule: messenger RNA, 660 nt
Organism: Schistosoma turkestanicum
Lineage: Eukaryota; Metazoa; Platyhelminthes; Trematoda; Strigeidida; Schistosomatidae
Source: the annotation of a GenBank genome assembly